AUGCCGACCGUGCUCCAGACCCCCAACAAGACCUUCACCCGCGAGGAGGUGGCCAAGCACAACACCGAGGACAGCGUUUGGUUCAUCAUCGAUAGCGUCGUCUACGAUGUGAGCGAGUUCCUCGACGCUCACCCAGGUGGUGAGGCCGUGCUGCGCCAGGUCGCCGGCCAGGACGCCACCGUCGCCUUCUACAACCUGCACCGGCACGAGGUGCUGCAGAAGUACAACAACCUGGCCAUCGGCACCAUUGCCGGCGAGAAGCAGAGCAUCGUGACCCCCGAGCCGGGCGACCUUUCUCAGGUGCCCUACGCCGAGCCCCUCUGGCUGCGCCCCCAGUUCCGUUCCCCCUACUUCAAGGACAGCCACCGCCGUCUGCAGCGCGCCAUGCGUGAGUUCACCGACAAGUACAUGAGGCCCGAGGCUCUGGAGCGUGAGAAGGACGGCAAGUACGUCAGUCAGGAGCUCGUCGAGCGCAUGGCCAAGGCCGGCAUCCUGCACAUGCGCAUGGGCCCCGGCAAGCACCUGCACGGCGUCAAGCUGCUGGACGGCGCCGUCGACGGCAAGGAGUUCGACUACUUCCACGAUAUGAUCUGCUGCCAAGAGGGUGUGCGCCCGGCCUGCCGUGGCUUCCAGGACGGCAACCUGGCUGGUAUGGUCAUCGGCCUGACCUGCAUCCUCAACUUCUGCACCAAUGAGGCACUGAAGAAGCGCGUCCUGGAUGACGUCUUCUCGGGCCGCAAGAAGAUCUGCCUUGCUAUUACCGAGGCCUUCGCCGGCUCGGAUGUCGCUGGCCUGCGCACCACCGCCGUCAAGACGCCCGACGGCAAGCACUACAUCGUCAACGGUACCAAGAAGUGGAUCACCAACGGCGUCUUCUGCGACUACUUCGUGGUCGGCGUGCGCACGGGCAAGGGCCUGUCCGUCCUGCUCAUCGAGCGCGGCGAGGGCGUCGAGACAAAGCAGAUCAAGACCUCUUAUUCCACGACAGCCGGCACGGCCUACAUCACCUUCGACAACGUCAAGGUCCCCGCGGAGAACCUCCUCGGCGAGGAGAACAAGGGCAUUUACGUCAUCCUCUCCAACUUCAACCACGAGCGCUGGACCAUGUGCUGCGCGUCGAUCGCCUACUCGCGCAUCGUGGUCGAGGAAUGCCUCAAGUGGGCCCACCAGCGCCUCGUCUUCGGCAAACGCCUGAUCGACCAGCCCGUCAUCCGCCUCAAGCUCGCCAAGAUGAUCGCCCUCGUCGAGUCCCACCAGGCCUGGCUCGAGUCCAUCACCUACCAGAUGUGCCACAUGCCCUAUGCCGAGCAAGCUAAGCAUCUGGGCGGCCCCAUCGCCCUGCUCAAGAUGAGCGCUACCCGGGCGGCGCACGAGAUUGCCGAUGAGGCGGUGCAGAUCUGGGGUGGUCGUGCCCUGACGCAGACGGGCAUGGGUCGCGUUAUUGAGAACUUUAACCGGACGUAUAAGUUCGAUGCUAUCCUUGGUGGUGCGGAAGAGGUGCUGGGUGAUUUGGGCGUUAGGCAGGCGAUGAAGUUUAUGCCUAAGUCGGCCAAGCUUUGA
Molecule: messenger RNA, 1560 nt
Organism: Thermochaetoides thermophila DSM 1495
Lineage: Eukaryota; Fungi; Ascomycota; Sordariomycetes; Sordariales; Chaetomiaceae
Product: acyl-CoA dehydrogenase-like protein
Exons: 1
Coding region: 1-1560 (519 amino acids)
Molecular function (GO): flavin adenine dinucleotide binding; heme binding; acyl-CoA dehydrogenase activity
Source: RefSeq, a predicted model, not a curated record